Helianthus annuus (common sunflower) is the source of this 1503-nucleotide messenger RNA. The record is from the annotation of a RefSeq genome assembly. NCBI's taxonomy places the organism in Eukaryota, Viridiplantae, Streptophyta, Magnoliopsida, Asterales, Asteraceae.
ACGAACAAAUUUCCUUGGUUAACAAUAAUUGUAGUUUUACCAAUAUUUGCAGGGUCCUUAAUUUUCUUUCUUCCCCAUAAAGGAAAUAGGGUAAUUCGGUGGUAUACUAUAUGUAUAUGCAUGUUAGAACUUCUUCUAACAACCUAUGCAUUCUGUUAUCAUUUCCAAUUGGACGAUCCAUUAAUCCAACUAGUAGAGGACUAUAAAUGGAUCAAUUUUUUUGAUUUCCGUUGGAAAUUAGGAAUAGAUGGACUGUCUCUAGGACCCGUUUUAUUAACAGGAUUUAUCACUACUUUAGCUACUUUAGCGGCCUGGCCCGUUACUCGGGAUUCUCGAUUAUUCCAUUUCUUGAUGUUAGCAAUGUACAGUGGUCAAAUAGGAUCAUUUUCUUCUCGGGACCUUUUACUAUUUUUCAUCAUGUGGGAAUUAGAAUUAAUUCCAGUUUAUCUACUUCUAUCCAUGUGGGGAGGAAAGAAACGUCUCUACUCAGCCACAAAAUUUAUUUUGUACACGGCGGGGGGUUCCAUUUUUCUCUUAAUGGGAGUUCUGGGUGUCGGUUUAUAUGGUUCGAAUGAACCAACAUUAAAUUUUGAAACAUCAGUUAAUCAGUCGUAUCCUGUGGCUUUGGAAAUCAUAUUCUAUAUUGGAUUUUUAAUUGCUUUUGCUGUCAAAUUGCCGAUUCUACCCCUACAUACAUGGUUACCAGAUACCCACGGAGAGGCACAUUACAGUACUUGUAUGCUUCUAGCCGGAAUUUUAUUAAAAAUGGGAGCGUAUGGAUUGAUUCGGAUUAAUAUGGAAUUAUUACCACACGCUCAUUCUAUAUUUUCUCCUUGGUUGAUGGUAGUAGGCACAAUACAAAUAAUCUAUGCAGCUUCAACAUCUCUCGGCCAACGUAAUUUAAAAAAAAGAAUAGCCUAUUCCUCCGUAUCUCAUAUGGGUUUCAUACUUAUAGGAAUUGCUUCGAUAACCGAUACGGGACUCAAUGGAGCUAUUUUACAAAUAAUCUCUCAUGGCUUUAUUGGUGCUGCACUUUUUUUCUUGGCGGGAACGAGCUAUGAUAGAAUACGUCUUGUUUAUCUCGAUGAAAUGGGUGGAGUAGCUAUCCCCAUGCCAAAAAUCUUUACAAUGUUCAGUAGUUUUUCCAUGGCUUCCCUUGCAUUACCGGGUAUGAGUGGUUUUGUUGCAGAAGUGCUAGUAUUUUUAGGAAUAAUUACCAGCCAAAAAUAUCUUUUAAUGCCCAAAAUUGCCAUCACUUUUGUAAUGGCAAUUGGAAUGAUAUUAACUCCUAUUUAUUUAUUAUCUAUGUCACGCCAGAUAUUCUAUGGAUACAAGUUAUUUAAUACUCCAAACUCUUAUGUUUUUGAUUCUGGACCGCGCGAGUUAUUUGUUUCCAUCUCCAUUUUUAUACCCGUAAUAGGUAUUGGUAUGUACCCCGAUUUUGUUCUUUCACUAUCAGUUGACAAGGUUGAAGGUAUUCUAUCUAAUUAUUUUUAUAGAUAG